Messenger RNA from Gasterosteus aculeatus aculeatus (three-spined stickleback), 3754 nucleotides. It is a transcript of the gene dpysl2a, whose product is annotated as dihydropyrimidinase like 2a. Gene Ontology annotation, molecular function: hydrolase activity, acting on carbon-nitrogen (but not peptide) bonds, in cyclic amides. Gene Ontology annotation, cellular component: cytosol; cytoplasm. Lineage: Eukaryota; Metazoa; Chordata; Actinopteri; Perciformes; Gasterosteidae. The record is from RefSeq and is a predicted model, not a curated record.
UCUGCGGGCCCUUCUCUUCUCGGCGCUCGCCUGGUGUUCAGGGACCUGUUCCAGCAGUAAAUCCAAGCACAGGACCGCCAGGAAAAGAUACAACCACCCAUUUGGUAUCAUUUGUUCAGCUGCAGCGUAGAAACCUUACUUACCGUACACGGAAAUCAGCCAGAUAGGUCCGGUUCGCCCCUCGCGUCGACCGGCCGACGAGCAGAGCAUCCAUUCCUCCUUCCGUUGGCAGCCGAGGUGUUGCAGUCUAAGCUAGCUCGCGUUAGCCAAGAGGCAGCGGACAGUUGUGUCUGAGGGAUCUUCAAAAUGUCGGGUUACCAAGGAAAGAAGAACAUUCCACGAAUUACAAGUGACCGUCUCCUCAUCAAAGGAGCAAAGAUAGUCAACGAUGAUCAGUCAUUCUUGGCCGAUAUCUACAUGGAGGAUGGAGUCAUCAAGCAAAUAGGCGACAACCUCAUUGUUCCCGGGGGAGUGAAGAUCAUAGAGGCUCAUGGGAGAAUGGUUAUGCCUGGGGGCAUCGAUGUGCACACCCGAUUCCAAAUGCCGGACCGAGGCAUGGUGGCAGCCGAUGACUUCUACCAGGGCACUAAGGCGGCCCUGGCUGGGGGGACGACUAUGAUCCUCGACCACGUGGUGCCGGAGCCUGGCGUCAGCCUGGUUGCUGCUUUCAAACAGUGGCGAGAGUGGGCUGAUAGCAAGUCCUGCUGCGACUAUUCUCUGCACGUGGACAUCACUGAGUGGAACAAAGGCACUCCAGAAGAGAUGGAGGCCCUGGUGAAAGAUCAUGGUGUCAACUCUUUCCUGGUCUAUUUGGCUUAUAAGGAUGUUUUCCAACUUUCUGACUCUGAGAUCUAUGAGGUGUUCAGUGUAAUCAGAGACCUCGGGGCUAUUGCGCAGGUGCAUGCUGAGAAUGGAGACAUCAUUGCAGAGGAGCAGAGACGUAUUCUAGAGCUUGGGAUCUCCGGCCCUGAAGGCCACGUACUUAGCCGCCCAGAGGAGGUGGAGGCCGAGGCGGUCAAUCGGUCUGUCACCAUCGCCAAUCAGACCAACUGUCCCCUCUACAUCACCAAGGUGAUGAGCAAGAGUGCUGCUGAUGUCAUUGCCCUUGCAAGGAAAAGAGGUGCCGUGGUUUACGGAGAGCCCAUAUCUGCCAGCUUGGGCACAGAUGGUACCCAUUACUGGAGCAAGAACUGGGCAAAGGCUGCAGCCUAUGUUACUUCUCCGCCGCUUAGUCCGGAUCCCACCACCCCAGACUACCUCAACUCUCUGCUGUCAUGUGGAGACUUGCAGGUGACUGGAAGUGCUCACUGCACCUUCCAGACAUCUCAGCGUGCAAUAGGCAAAGAUGACUUCACUCUCAUUCCAGAGGGCACUAACGGCACCGAGGAGAGGAUGUCCCUGAUCUGGGACAAAUGUGUGGUGACUGGCAAGAUGGAUGAGAACCAGUUUGUGGCAGUGACCAGCACGAAUGCGGCCAAGAUCUUUAACCUGUUCCCUCGUAAGGGCCGUAUCGCUGUGGGGUCUGAUGCCGACCUCGUGCUGUGGGACCCAGAUAUCACUAAGAUCAUCUCGGCUAAGAGCCACAACCUGGCAGUGGAGUACAACAUCUUUGAGGGCACAGAAGUGCGCGGGGGUCCGGUGGUGGUGAUCAGCCAGGGCAAGAUUGUGUUGGAGGAGGGCAGCCUUCACCCCACGGAGGGCUGUGGUCGCUACAUCAGCCGCAAACCCUUCUCCGACCACGUCUACAAGAGGAUAAAGGCCCGCAGCAGGCUCACAGAGUUGCGAGGAGUCCCCAGGGGCCAGUACGACGGGCCGGUGUGUGAGGUGACUGUGACUCCCAAAGUGAUGUCCACCGUCUCCUCAGUGAAGACUUCCCCUGCCAAGCAGCAGCAGCAGCAGCAGCAGCAGCAAACUGGUCCUCAGCCCGUGCGCAACCUUCACCAGUCUGGCUUCAGUCUGUCCGGUGCCCAAGUUGACGACAACAUUCCUCGUCGCAGCACUCAACGCAUCGUGGCUCCACCGGGUGGAAAAGCCAACAUCACCAGCCUCGGCUAGGCUCCUCCCUGAAGCGAGCCAUGGGUGCAGCGAAGGCGGGACCGGAGGCCACUCUUAUUGCCGUCACAUCACGUCCGGUCACCUCUGACUCCCUCGGCACCACACACACAAGCACUCCAUGCAUUCUUGUUCACACAAUACCGUCAGUUUAUGCGACAAAAAAAAAGAGGAAAGCACUAUUCUAAUUGUUUCAUCGUUCCUGCUAUAUUCCAUUAUCACGGAAAGAACUCGUGAAUUGAAACAGCUUUUUUGUUGUUUUUUUUAAACCCAGUUUGAUAAGGGAUGAAAAUAAUUGUUUACAUUUUUGUAUUGUUUUUUGCUGUUUGAGCUGUUAACAGAAAAGAAGAGGUUAGUUUAAAAGCUGCGGGGUUCCCUAUUUGUCUCAAUGCUCUGUUCAUUUGACAAACAACACGUAGAAUCCGCUUGUUACGGCGCCACAAUUAGUUCAAGAAGCCUCCAUCGUCCAUUUUGUCAGACAGUUACGCUGUCAGGUUGCAGUAUUUCAUCUUUGUGUAGGUACUGUGUAAAACAGAAUAAUUCUCCUUGGUCCUCCUUUCAGCUUAUUCUUUCACUCUCUUCAUUCAAAACAAAAUUGGUGUAUCUUUUUAUUAAGUCAUGAAAGUGCUGCCUGCACAGAAAGGAAAAAGGAAAAGGUAUUUUAUGGUUGAACUACUCAUUCAACUUUGCCCUGAAAAUGGGGGGGCAGGGGGGGGGGGUUGUUGGCAUUUAGCAGUUUGUCUGAGUCGCAUGAACUGUUUCCUUCCUCUCAUCACAUGAUGUAUAUUAAAAGGUUGUCAGGGAAACAAGCUUCCAAUAAUCCAACCGGUGCAUUGUUCAGGAAAUAGACACGAUGAAGAAGCUAGAUCUGAGGUCAGCUGACAACCGCUCUGCACCUGGUGCUAUAUGACCCUCGCUGUAUACGUGCAGAUGACCUCCACGCAAGCACACACAGCACACUUACCGUUCACCCAGUUUUCACUACAUUUAUAUUGCACUCGUAACAAUCCAAAUGAUGUGUAUAUGGUAUGUUAGCUUGCAAUUUUUUAUUUGUAUUGGACAUGUCUGUGUUUAAGGAUAUUUGUUGAAACUACUUGCCUGCCUGUUAUGUAUGAUAUUGAGAGCACACUGUAUCUAUGAAGGCUCUUUAAAGACCUGCAACCGUGAUCUUUGAGACCUGAUGAAAAAUGCUUUGGCGUGUAUCUGAAAUCCCCUACAGUGUGUUGACGUGUCCUCUGUUCUCGGUGUUCGUGUCGUGAAUGAAUCAUCGGAUAUCCAGUUUCUCCUUUCUCACCCUCCUCCACCUGCCGACACUGUCGACAUCAGAUCCACUGGAGGUCGUGACUGUAUUCACUAAACUAAGCGGGCUGUCUGUUUCACGGCACUGUGCGGCCAUACUGUAAAACACUGGAUUACUUCUUCCUCAUUACCUUGUCAAGUGUAGGUUUUGUAUGCCAAGCUAUAAUGUGAAGUGAUUUACACUGGGGGAAGUGUCAUGGUGAUGGUUGUUGAGUUGUGAUUUGUCGAGCACUGUUGUUGCCUCUCUCCCAGCAAGUGUGAUACUCUCUUGGUCAUGUGUGUUUUGUAGAAUACCAGGGUUUUGGGGGGGGGAAUCAUCGGUCUUGUCAGCAUUUGACCCUAUCUGUGUUGACUUCAGUGGAUUAAAAGAAUAAAAAAAGAGUUAUUGUAUCGUAUUAGCACA